Messenger RNA from Botrytis cinerea B05.10, 1942 nucleotides. RefSeq lists its product as hypothetical. Lineage: Eukaryota; Fungi; Ascomycota; Leotiomycetes; Helotiales; Sclerotiniaceae. The record is from RefSeq and is a predicted model, not a curated record. The transcript is spliced from 7 exons. Bases 61 to 1593 code for a protein of 510 amino acids. Gene Ontology annotation, molecular function: iron ion binding; heme binding; monooxygenase activity.
GAAUACUGCACAGACAUACAAAAUUUAGGUUAAUUUUGAUAGCAUGAGCUACAUGCCAAGAUGUUUUUCUCCUCCAACACGACGAACAUUACUUAUCUAGAAAUUAUACUUUUUUUAUCCUUAUCACUGUGGACCAUCUAUGGCGUUAUAUAUCGUCUAUAUUUAAGUCCCAUUGCCAAGUUUCCGGGCCCAAAGCUUGCAGCUUUGACAUCGUGGUAUGAGAUCUACUUCAACGUCGUGCGUGAUGGACAAUGGCUUUGGGAAAUCAAACGAAUGCACGAAGAGUACGGCCCAAUCGUGCGCAUUAAUCCUUUUGAAUUGCAUAUCAAUGAUGUGGACUAUUAUGACGAAUUAUACGCGGGCAAUACCAGAAGACGUGAAAAAUAUCCAUGGUUUGUUAAUGCUGGUGGUUCUCCAGGAAGUUCUUUUGAAACUAUAGGACAUGACCUUCAUCGCCUUCGAAGGAACGCCGUCAACUCUUUCUUCUCCAAGCGAUCUAUUGUGGCUACGGAGCCGCUUAUCAAAUCCAAGUUAUCUCUACUGUCUGAUGUAUUUCAGUCGCAUUGCGCGGAAGCAAAGCCCAUCAACCUUCGAGUGGCGUUCUCGUCCCUUACUUUGGAUGUGAUUUCCGAUUAUUGUUACGGAGAAGCCUUCGGCGCUCUGACUGAUGAGAAUCUGGCUGAAAUUUGGAGCACCACCCUUUCUCAAGUCAUGUCUAUAACGACUAUUGUUAUGCAUUUCCCUAUACUGUAUAAAAUUUUAUCUUGGCUGCCUGAUAGCCUAGCUGGGCCGGUAAUGGGACACCACAGAAAUUCAAGAAAACUAGUGGCACGUAUUUUGAAUCAUGAAGAUGUUGGGGGUCGUCAAAAUACAAUAUUCCACGAACUCCGCGAUAGUAAUCUUCUUCCUCCCGAGGAAAAGACUAUUAAGCGCUUGGCUGAUGAUGGAAACAUCAUGGUUGGAGCUGGAGGUGAGACUACGGCUCAAACUUUAGCCGUAUUGUUUUAUCAUCUCCUGGACAAUCCAGAAAUGCUAUUGAGAGUCAAGGAUGAAAUUAGCACCUUGGGUGAAGACAUUACAUGGGGGCGAUUGGAAAAUCUACCAUUUCUGUCGGCGGCUGUGACCGAAGCAUUGCGUCUGUCAAGCGUGGUAACCUCACGUCUCCCUAGAGUCGCACCUAAUGAAGACAUGAAGUUCCAGGAAUGGACAAUUCCUGCUGGUACACCAACAAGCAUGUCUUACUAUAUGAUCCACUACUCCCCCGAGAUUUUCCCCUCUCCUAAUGAAUUCGAGCCCGCCCGCUGGCUUACAGAUUCAGUCUCAGACGAUUCGGCAGCCAAAGAUACAGUGCGCAAACAUAGACUAGACAAGUAUUUUGUACCUUUUUGCAAGGGGACCAGAAUAUGCCUUGGUAUGAACCUAGCGUAUGCAGAGUUGUUUCUCACAACAGCGUAUAUACUCAAACGUUUUGAUCUUGAGCUCUAUCAAACUACGAAGAGAGAUGUGGAAAUCAAGAGAGAUCGUUUUGUUGCAGCGCCAGCAUCAGGAAGCAGAGGUAUUAGGGUUAUAGUCAAGCAUGAUAACGGGGAGUAAAGAAGCGGCGGGGUGCAAAAUUUGAAAUAGUUAUUCAGCUCUGUUGAAACUCUAUCGGGCGUCUGUAUUGCACUUAGGAGCUUGAACCACCCGUCUUUCCGCUCGUUAUUUCGGGGUAAAGAGUUUUUGUUCCAUAACUAUGCGAUUGCCUGCUAUAAGGAGAUCAUCAGACAAUUUCGGGUAUUAGGAUCUACAAGGGAGUUUCGUCUCGUCUGCUGGAUGGGUAACAAUCUCGUCUUGUAAGGUGAUGAGGUCUGAAACCUGUUCCAUUGGUACCACUGUUCCAUCCCUUUUCUGAAAAGUCCAUCGUAGAUUCGCUUUCAGACAAUUCACCAUGACUUCGAUAUCA